AUGGUCCCCCGGCGUGGCACUUCGCAGCGAUGUGAGUUGCGUCACCUGGCUGCGUGGGCGGAGUGCGUGAUAACACGCAGGCAAAUCAAUGUGUCUAUUGAUAGAGUUGGUGCCCGACACCCACGCCUCCAACAGUUCUCGCCCCGUCUUGUUGCCGGUUCGCGCCAAUAUCCGCGUGUUGACGAAGUCGAACUCAUGGCCUUCCUCCAGCGUGUGAGUGACGACUUGAACUAGUGGGUCGCCUCUCCGAACGGCUCGUUUGCGCUCAAGUAUCAAUGAGCUGAGACAUCGUCCUGUUUGGCCUGUGUAGUGGCAAGGACAGUUAUGGCACGGGAUUUGAUAGACUACGCCCGACUGCUCACUUGAGUCCAGCCGAUCCCUCAUUUUCAUGAUUCUGCUAUGCAUGGUAGCCGCCGGAUGAUGAGCGAUGCCCACGCCUAACUCUGACGCAAUGCGUUCUGUAGCCUCGGACACAUUCUUUAUGUACGACAGGAAGUGCCCAAUUGUUGGUGUCUCUCUUCCGUUUGUCCGUCGUGGGUGCAUGCGUAUGCAGCGGUUGAUGAAAUUAUUUGGGUAGCCGUUCUUUGUUAAUUGGUCCGGGAGAUGCCGUAGUUCUUCCAUCCUUCCUUCUGGCUCGCUACAUUGCGUUUUUACCCGGUCGAAAAGCGCCUUCACACGGCGCCGUUUGUGCACAAAUGGGUGGUUUCUAUUAUAGUUGAGGACCUGGGUUGCAUUGGUCGCCUUUCUGUACAAUGUAGUGCUGAGUUUAACAUCAGAUGUGCGCGUGACGAGCACGUCCUCUGACCCACGCCAGCUUCCGCUUACCGGUCAACGGAAAGACGACGUGGAUGCAUCUUCGCUCACUUCGCUGGCAGCUGCUGCGCUACGUCCUCGUUUGUAGACGAUGUGUUGGUGACAGACCUGAUAUGAGAUGCCGACGACCAGAUGGACCGUCGUCUUAUCACCUUCAAAAUGAGUCUGUAGAUUCAGCCCGAAGGCGACUACAGGGUAAGUUAGGUAGUGUGCCGGUCAGAUUUCGGCAGUUGCACACAUUUCUUCCUGAAUCAAAUGCAAGAUUUGCGGUUGAAUGACGCGUCAGUUGCGGGAUGCCAUUAAAGCCACUGUCAUGGAUACUCUUGACCGCGCACGUCGUUAGCACCACGACUGGCUUGCUGACAACGAUGCAGAACUCCGCACUCAUCUCUGCGAGGAACACCAUCUACAUACGACCUUCAAUACCAGCAACAGCAACGUCAACAAAAUCCCAUACUUCCGAUGCCGGCGGCUAGUACAACAGAGGCAGAGGGAGAUGUUGAAUUACUGGUUGACUUGCAGGGCAGCGGAGAUCCGGGAAUAUGCCGGCUGUGGUGAAAUGAAGACUUCCGAUGAGACCAUCAAAGUAGUCUACAAUCCGCAAGCCAUGGAGACUGCGUCACUGCUGAGUCAGGACGGAGCGAUCCUCCUAACGCAGAGUCCCGGACCCCGGAGCGCUGGACCACACACUUCCAGGGCGUCCUAA
Messenger RNA from Spirometra erinaceieuropaei, 1519 nucleotides. Lineage: Eukaryota; Metazoa; Platyhelminthes; Cestoda; Diphyllobothriidea; Diphyllobothriidae. The record is from the annotation of a GenBank genome assembly.